AAAAGGUGUACUGCAUAUGUGCAUUAUGUGCAUGCUGAUGCACAAUGGCUAGCCUUUUCUAAAGGUUGCAGAAAAACCUCACUGGCAGUGUCAGGGAGCACUCAGUACAUUUCAGCCGCCCAUAAAACAUCGAACACGUCAAUACCAUAAGUUAAAAAAUGCGCUGCACUUGCGUCUAUUUCAAAUACGUACUAUCAAAAUAUUGCUGGGGCUGCCGGCAGUAUUUAAGACAAAAAAAAGAGAGAAGAAGUUAACUAGGCUGGCGCUAGCCCGAAGAAACAUCACACAUAUCUUAGAAUCCGACGACAGGAAUAUUAUCAUUUGACAUUCUUGCAUUCCUCGUGGCUCCCCUCCCCACCAGUUUUACAGGACAAGGUAUCUGUCUGAUGAUGUCUGUGUACAAGUUGGACUUGUCCAAUGUACGUGUGCAGAAAUGUCACAGUAUACCACAUCAGAUCUGCAUUGCAAGGUUGAGCCGUUACACGAGACACAUGCUUUGAUUCAUUGGUGGUACACAUUGUGGAUGUUUUGAGUUUCUUGCUCGGUUGGGUUGUGUUGUUGGCCCAGCAGACACUGAUAAGCCCCGGAGUAGGGACAAACUUUUUCAAGUCGCAGUGGCAUGCCACAGGAACAUGCCAGGUAUGCGGGUAAACGGCCCCAGUGUGGCUUUCUCGCCGGGCAUUUCUCACGGUCUGUCUGGCUGAUUUGUUGCUGAGGAAAGGACUUGAUAAGAAGUGGAAGUUGGACUACUAGCAGGAAGAGCUUGAAAAAAUGCCGUGUAACAUUCUCAGUUCUCACAGUCUUUGUUUCUACCGUGGCACUAAAUUUGUAAAAUGCUGGAGGAAAAAUCUUCUUUAAGAACGUCUGUCUGUGUGAGAGCCUGACUACAUGUGGCUACACUUUUCCUUGGAAAUGCCUGUAAAAAUGUGAUUUUGAUCAGCACCACCACAUCCGAACAACCACAGAAGCGUGAAGUUUUGACUGGGAUUUUAUAAUUAUUGAGGGCCAGCAGGAGGGAGAGUGUGGAAGGACCGGUUCGGGCAGGAUAUUGCCAACUGCAAUGAUCUUAAUACCGGAUGCCGAGAGCACAUCAGCACCUCUGAGAUACCGAGUGUUAGACUUCGUCCCCAUGGAGGGCCAGUGCAAUCAACCAGGAGGGGAGAGAGAGCUACGGCUGUUGGAUCUCCUGCAGGAUAAGGACAAGCGGGCUUCCUCCGCCCACCGGACUUGGAACAGCGGCAGCGGCGUUGGGGCCUUCGGCCGGCUCUCGCCGCUCAAAUCCAUGAAGGGGGACGAGCAGCUCUUCCUGCGCACCAGCGACGGGCGGCUGCUGCAACACAAGCCCACGAAAAGUGAGGACUUAUUCGGCGACAAGGACUUGAUGUUUCUAACGUCGUCGCGCGGGGCCGCCGCGCAUGAAGCCGGGGACAAAUACGAGUUGCUCCACCUCCCGCAAACGACGGAAAAACUGGGCGCGAUGAGCAUUUCCGGCGGGAGUGCCUCGAAGAGCAUGGACAAUCUCCCCCAGUCCGGGUUCCACGGCAAGCAUGCCGAGACGCGGAACAAAAGUGCCUCGCAGGAGAACGUCCACGGUCCGCGACUAGACACGCGGACGGUUUAUUCCACGUCCCCCAGUGGCCGAUCGGGCGGCAGUAUCAUGGAGAACCUAGUCCGCGAGUUUGGCUUGACUAACACGAACCCAUCAGUAGAGGUUAGCGACAUCAGUGACUCCGAGCUCUCGCCAAACUAUUCCACUGACCGACCCCCACCACCCAGGUACAUGUACCCUGGUAGUGACAGAUCUUCACCGUCAUCAAGGUUCAAGCAUGAAUCCCUGAGUAGUGAUAGUGGGGAGAACUCGACUUUUUUCAGUGAAUCCUAUAACAUGAAAUCGACAGAGUCAACGCACGAAACGGUCACAACAACGAGUACCAGCACAAGCUCUUCCCCCCAGGGGGAUGGCAGUCAACCCACUACCCCCUUUGAGGUGGACCAUGAGGCCAUCGCUACCCGGGCCACUCACAUGGUGGAGAUCCUGUCGGAGGAGAAUACCGCCUUGAGACAGGAACUGGAGAUGUACUCCCAGAGGGUCAGCAAACUCCAAAAGUUUGAGCAAGACAUCUACCGGGUUCAGACCUCCCACGAGAUGCUGGUGGAAUCCACCAAGAAGAGAGAGCAGUUGGAAGUCUUGGUCCGCUCCAAGCUGGAGGCGGAGGCCAAGAGGUUGAAAGAGCAACUCAAGGACACGCAGGCCAAUUGGGACAGAGCGCGGAGCCAGGUCUUCCAGUAUGAGAAGAGCAUGAGCAACGAGAGCGAACUCAGACAAGAGAUCAACGCCAAGGAUGCCAUGAUGCAAAAACUGGUCAACGAAAAUCAAGAGUUAAUGAUGAGCAACCAACGCAUGGAGACUGAGAUGUCGGCGCAGAGGGCGACGUUAUCCGAACAGCGGCAGCACAUUGAUGUCCUAGACACAGCACUGUCCAAUGCCCAGGCCAACGUGGUAAAGCUACAAGAAGAGUGUCGGAAGCGGCAAGCCUACGUGGACAAAGUGUCCACUCUUCAGAAGAUGGUCUCGGCGCUGAAAUCGACGUACCACAAACGAGAACAGAUUGAGCAGAAGUUGAGACACAAACUGGAGAAGGAGAUUGAGAAACUCAAAGGGAUGCAGAGCAAUAACCCCAACCAAGAUGAAGGCGUAUCCGAGCUGGACCUAGAGAGCAGCAACCACACCCUGCUGGAACUCCUCAAGGAGAGAGAAGAAGCUAUCUUGAGACUGGAGUCGGAUGUCACCAAGUGGGAGCAGCGGUUUCUUGAGGAGUGUACGUUAAGACAGUGUAGUGUGGAGUCAGCAACCAUGAUUCAAGAUGUUUUUGGUUGCAGCGAGUCUAGUCUUGUCAACCAGGAGGCGGAGAAGAUGCGAGCCGAGGUCCAGGCAGAGCGAGUCAGGCACAUGGAUGAGAUGCAGCAUGUGCACAGCCAGUUCACUGAUAUGGAGUCUAGAAUUAAUGCAUUGACGAUGGACCUUUCCCAUAAGGACACUAUCAUCCAAGCCUUACGCCGACAGAUCCUGGAUCAGGACCCAAGCAGCACUUCCCUGGAACGUCUGGCCCGUCCGCUGUCGGCGUCCUCCCCUUCCCCUCAUGGCUCCGCCCACAAUGUGGCACAAGUUCCCCGGAUGGGCUCGGCCGAGUCCUUGCACAACAAUCGCUCGCCUGGCAGCUCGGGAUCGUUACACACUCUUGGAGGUUCCACAACCAACAGAUCGCCGCUGAGCUCGCUGCAGAAUCUCGCGCUGCGUUCGCCGGCCGGCUCGUACCAGAGCCUGGCCCCUGCGGGCAAGCCUCUCGGCCGAGGUCAGGGGUCACAGGAAAGGCUGCUGGGGUUGAACGACUCGUUCACGUCGCUCAGCACCUCGGGGUUGUCCAUCGCCGGAACAGAUGGUAGUGAGUCAGACUUAGCCACCUUAGCCAAAGAGAGAACAGUAUUGGAUGAGAAACUCAAGCAGCUGGAUAUUGAAAUAGCUCAACAGGAUCAGAUCUUAGAUUCAUUAUGGAAGUAGUGGAAGGCCAACCCAAUAGUCGCCAUGAGUGGGAGCCCUGUCCAUCAGCCACCAACAAGGAUCCUACAACUAUGCCUUAAACAGCGCCCCCUGUUGAAACACAUGUGCGUAGUCACCCUACAGCUGUUUUUAAGUAGCCAGGUUCCCUGCCUUGUACCAACAUCACCACAAGGUGGGUUGCUGUGGUUUUGGCACCAGUCUCAUCACCUCAGAAAUGUUGCCUUUUUAAAUUUUUUUGGGGGGUGCCUGAGGGAAAAUACAGUAAAUGUUUGAACUUUUUAGUUUCAACUUGACACUAAAUAGUCUUGGCAUGAGGAAAGGGCUUUCGGAGAAUGUGUCGUCAGGCCAUCGUUAUUUGGGAUGUAUUCGGAAUGUUGCCCUGCACAUUCCAUUCAGUCGUCGAGGUCCGUGCAUUUCAUGUGAUCAAUGAAGCACAUGGGGGGGGGGGGGGUGAGGUUAGAGGAAUGAUCAGGCAGCUGCUCAUGAAUAAUGCAUGACACAUGAAUGAAAUCCGGUUGGUUAGUAAAAACGUCAUUCACGCGCGCCCACCAUUGAUUACUAGCGCCUAUUGGCUACAAACGCUCAAGCUGCGUUAACUUCCGGUGCCAAUCGUGCAGAAAUUGCUGGAGGUGACGUCACACCAACGAAUCGGAUUUGCCAGAAGUUUCAAUGGGGUAAUGAUUGGUGGACAGACAUUGAAGAUGAUGAAUUAUUCAUGAUGCCAUGUUAAAACUGUUUUUUUUUUUUUUUUUUCAAAGCAUUGUAAACAUCUAUUGUGCAAAGUCUUUUUGCCAUGAGAUUUAUUGGUAUGUGUGUUUUUGAAGAGCAUUACAGAGUUGCCGUUCUGUUUCUAUUUGUGGGUCGUGUUAAAGUACUUUUCUCGAAGAAGCUGCCGGCAGCAAAA
Molecule: messenger RNA, 4463 nt
Organism: Patiria miniata (bat star)
Lineage: Eukaryota; Metazoa; Echinodermata; Asteroidea; Valvatida; Asterinidae
Product: angiomotin-like
Exons: 13
Coding region: 1061-3559 (832 amino acids)
Biological process (GO): actin cytoskeleton organization; regulation of cell migration
Cellular component (GO): plasma membrane; bicellular tight junction; cytoplasmic vesicle
Source: RefSeq, a predicted model, not a curated record